AUGCAAGCUGUCCUCCGAGAUGCCCCUUUCGGGCAGCUUGUCCGUCUCGUAACCAAAAACAAAUACUUUCAAUAUCCUGAGGAGAAAGCCGACUUCAAGCUGCCUGACGAAUGGAUCAAGGUUAUGGACGGGUCGGACGCUGCCGCCGGCUCCGAAGACACUCAAACCGAAGCUCGACCCGAAGCUCAAACCGAAGCUCAAGCCGAAGCUCAGACUGAAGCUCAAGCCGAAGCUCAACCCGAAUCCCAAUCAUCAGAACCCGACAGUGACGAAAGUCUCAGUCAUGUCUCGACCCAAAAUAGUCUACCCUCAACAGAAACUCGGCUUGAAACGGACGAGCAACACGAGAUUGAAAAGAUCAAGUCCAUUCCCAUUUGUCCGAAAAAGACCAAAGAUGGCACUAUCCUGGUCGACUGGUACUAUACCGAUGACGCCGAGAAUCCACACAACUGGUCUAAUCUCAAGCGUGCUCUGACGACCACAAUCAUCUGCCUCUAUACUUUCGUAGUAUACACCACAUCCGCCAUCUACACUUCAUCGGAGGGAGGGGUCAUGAAGGAAUUCGGCGUCAGUCAGAUAGUCGCUACAUUGGGUCUCUCGCUGUAUGUCCUUGGAUAUGGGACCGGUCCCUUGAUCUUCUCACCGAUGAGUGAGAUCCCCAUUAUUGGGCGCAACCCAGUCUAUAUCGUGACCAUGUUCCUCUUCGUCAUCAUCUCCAUCCCGACAGCUUUCGUGGGCAAUUUUGCGGGCCUGAUGGUGCUCCGGUUUCUGCAGGGAUUCUUCGGCUCACCAUGUCUUGCCUCAGGCGGUGCUUCGAUCGGCGAUUUGUAUAGUUUAAUGUCUCUGCCCUACGCCAUGAUGGCUUGGGUUGCUGCCGCGUACUGCGGACCUGCCCUCGGUCCACUCCUCAGCGGCUUCUCUGUCCCCGUCGAGGGCUGGCGCUGGGCUCUCUUCGAAUCGAUUUGGGCCUCAGCCCCUGUGUUCCUCCUCAUGUUCUUCUUCCUCCCGGAGACUAGCGGCCCGACGAUCCAGUACCGGCGUGCAAGUCGUCUCCGCCGAAUCUACAACGAUAGUCGCUUCAUGUCUCAGUCUGAGAUUGACCAGCGCAAUAUGCGCGUUUCGGAUGUCACUGUGGAUGCGCUCAUCAAGCCCAUGGAAAUUACGAUCAAGGAUCCCGCGGUGCUCUUCGUCCAGGUUUACACGGCCAUCAUCUACGGAAUCUACUACUCCUUCUUCGAGGUCUUCCCGCUGGUCUACCCGGCCGACUACAACAUGAACCUCGGCGAAAUCGGUCUAGUUUUCCUAUGUAUCUUGGUAUCUUGCAUCGUCGCCAUCGCCAUCUACUUUUCCUACAUAUACUUCUGGAUGAACCCGCGCAUCGUCCGCUUUGGAUUUCCGGCGCAAGAGUCGCGCCUGAUCCCAGCACUGCCCGCCUCGUUUGGUCCGACAAUUGGUCUCUUCCUCUUCGCCUGGACAGCUCGCGCCUCAAUUCACUGGAUCGUGCCUACCAUUGGAAUCACCAUCUACGGCGGGUCGGUGUUCAUUGUCAUGCAGUGUGUUUUCGUUUAUAUCCCGCUCAGCUACCCCAAGUACGCUGCCAGUCUGUUUGCUGCAAAUGAUUUCUUCCGCAGUGCGUUGGCUUGUGGCAGUGUGCUCUUUGCGCACCCAUUAUUCGGCAAUUUGGGCGUUGCUCGUGGUGUAAGCGUCCUCGGUGGGCUGAGCGUUAUUGGUAUUAUUGGUAUCUGGCUGCUUUACUUCUAUGGUGCGAGACUGCGUGCUUUGAGCAAGUUUGCUCUCUCGCCCGGAGCGUCAUUUGGAUAA
This is a messenger RNA of Penicillium lagena, 1821 nucleotides long. RefSeq names its product MFS transporter. The record is from RefSeq and is a predicted model, not a curated record. Lineage: Eukaryota; Fungi; Ascomycota; Eurotiomycetes; Eurotiales; Aspergillaceae. Gene Ontology annotation, molecular function: fluconazole transmembrane transporter activity. The coding region runs from base 1 to 1821 and encodes 606 amino acids. The transcript is spliced from 2 exons. Gene Ontology annotation, biological process: xenobiotic detoxification by transmembrane export across the plasma membrane.